CUCUCUCUCUCUUGUCUUCUCUCUCCCCCAUAAAUCCCAAAGCUCCUUGAAACAUUGGAGAUUGAAGUAGUAUGGAUGGAAAUUUUGAAGUGCUUAAGAUCCUUGGUGGCCAAAACUUGUGUCACAUAUCUCAAUGCAGCAGCAAGGCAGAAGCAAAUUAAGUGCUUUUACUCCUCUGGCACCUCCUUCAAGGCCAGCUUCAGAGAUUGAAAAAAGCAAUGGAAAUAGAUUACUGAGGUUCUCUGACUGUCACUAGGAAUGAGAUGGGUUGUGCUGCGACUUAAGAGGAUAAGGUUACGGAAAUCAGUGAGGUUUUGGUCAGACUCUUCGAGUCUCUUACUCAUCGUUCCCCAUCAUCUUUCCCAAUCAAAACCCACCCUUUUCUUCUAAACAUUCAACACCAACUUCCCUUCAUCUUCUUUUGCUUUUGCUUUGCUUUUUGUUUGAGUUUCCACCAUCAGUUGAGCGAGUCUUUAUUUAUAACUCAGUUUCCCUUCAAAUCCCAUCCUUUCUCUUCCAAUUAUUUGAGCUUUUUGAUAUGCCAUGAAAGUACAAUUCAUCUGUUUUUCGCUAUCCUUUUUGGGGUUUCCCUGUUCUUGCUGGGUGUCAUUUCUGAGUCUGAACCGAGGCCCUUGAAAUCUGUGAUUUUCUCUGGUAGUAUUCAGGUCAGGCCAAGGGUGAUUUCUUUUUAUUUUUCUUUACAUUUCUUCUCUGGGUUUGUCACGGUUACUUUUGGGGCUCUGCACCUCACCCUGCAUCUUACUCAUUUUCAGAAAGAAAUAAAAAUCUGAUAAAUAUCCGUGUGAAAGCCCAGUUUCUUUUGAAGAGUGAUCAAGUAAGUUAGAUCAACCAGUAUGGCAGGUUCCAACACCAGAUGGAGCCAUGGGUUUCAUGGAAAAUCAAUCAAAGACGAAGACUUUGAUGAAGAACAAGCGUGGGGCUUUCCCAGCGAAACCAAAACAGAAGAAGCUUCUACCCCUGUGGCAACAAAAUUCAAGCACUUCAAUUCAUCACCCUCUUCUUCUUCUAACUCCUCUGCUUGGUGCAUGCAGAUCAGCUCUGCUCCAAAAAUGAUCCCAAAAGCCAAAACCACACCCAAUCAAGAACCCAAAACUGUGAAGAGAUCCUCAGCUCCUCUGGAGAUACCAGACUGGUCCAAGAUAUAUGGAAGGAAUGGCAACAUGGGUAGUCCAUGGAUGGACGAGGGAUACGGCUUUAUUAACGAUGAUGAGGAGGAAGAGGAGGAGGAGGAUGUUAUGGUUCCUCCACAUGAAUGGAUUGCUAGGAAGCUUGCAAGGACCCAAAUUUCAUCCUUCUCAGUUUGUGAAGGCAUUGGAAGAACAUUGAAGGGAAGAGAUCUAAGUAAAGUGAGGAAUGCCAUAUUGACCAAAACUGGCUUUUUGGAGUAAUGCAACAAAAAACCAUCAUCAUCUUCUUCCAGAUUUCAGAACAACUGUUCGCGUCUUCUUUUUCUUUUUUUUGGGUCAGUUUUGAUCUCACAUUUUGGUUGUUUCAUUUGAGUUUUUGGUAAUUGAAUUCCAGUUUUGUAAUAAACACAAAACGAUAGAGCCUUAUAUUUUUCGAAUUUUUAGUGA
Cucurbita moschata (crookneck pumpkin) is the source of this 1595-nucleotide messenger RNA. RefSeq lists its product as uncharacterized. The record is from RefSeq and is a predicted model, not a curated record. The transcript has 2 exons. Bases 855 to 1409 code for a protein of 184 amino acids. Lineage: Eukaryota; Viridiplantae; Streptophyta; Magnoliopsida; Cucurbitales; Cucurbitaceae.